This is a messenger RNA of Rhododendron vialii, 2207 nucleotides long. Its product is annotated as coiled-coil domain-containing protein SCD2. Gene Ontology annotation, biological process: cytokinesis by cell plate formation. The transcript has 17 exons. Lineage: Eukaryota; Viridiplantae; Streptophyta; Magnoliopsida; Ericales; Ericaceae. Bases 304 to 1965 code for a protein of 553 amino acids. The record is from RefSeq and is a predicted model, not a curated record.
GGUGACAAAGAGUUUCUCCCCUUUCCUUUUCCCUAAUCCAAAGGGUCAAACUUUGGUUUACCGAUAGGUACUGAUACUAGCUAGUAAACAGUCUCUCUCUCUUUCUCUCUCUCGUCCCAGACAUUGUGCUGAAUUGCAUCUCACUCCACCACACGAAGAUCCACUCCAGGAGCAAACGAAGAAACUGGACUCUCUCUCUCUCUCUCUCUCCACCACACGAAGAUCCACUCCACGAGCAAACGAAGAAACUGGACUCUCUCUCUCUCUCUCUCUCUCAAACCACUACUCCCAACACACCUAUAAAUGGCCCUCAGACAAACCGACAGUCCAGUCUCCCUCCACCGAUGGAGCACCGAGCCGAUCUCAACCGCCGCCGCCUCCUCUCCGACAAUGUCGCCGUCGCGCCACCACCACCACCAUGCCCGGUCCUCCUCCGCCACCGGCAUUUCCAACAUCAAGCGAAACCAGAACUUCGCCGCCAAAGCCGCCGCUCAGAGACUCGCUCAGGUCAUGGCUUCUCAGGCCGCUGAUAACGGCGACGACGACGACGAGGAAAACGACGUCGUCGACGAUUUUCGGUUCGGUGUGACGACGAGGCCGAACAACGUCAGCAGUAAUAGUAUCAAGCAUGUGGUUCCGUCGACUAGAUCUGCUUCUAAUGCGUUAGCUCGGAACAUUGUAGAGGAAGCUCCUUCAGUUCGCUCAACGUCAGCUGCAACGCCUACGAUGUCUAUUCGCACAAUUCCAUCAGUACCACCUAGUAGAACAUCGCUGAAGACUCCAAUUCCUAUACCACCAAUUGAUCCUCCCUCUACUACGCAGAGAGAGAAAAGAUUUGCUUCAGAUAUGGGGCAGAUGAACUUGAAAGAUACAGGAGAACGACGGGAUGCUUCUGCCCUUCAUGAUGAACUUGAUAUGCUACAAGAAGAGAAUGAGAAUAUUCUUCAAAAGCUUAGUCUUGCAGAAGAGGGUUGCAAGGAAGCAGAGGCUAGAGUUAAGGAGCUUGAGAAACAGGUAGCUGCUCUUGGAGAAGGAGUCUCUUUAGAAGCAAAAUUAUUGAGCAGGAAGGAAGCUGCGCUGCGUCAAAGAGAGGCUGCGCUUAAAGAAGCAAAGCAAACAAAUGAUGGGGUAGACGUGGAAAUUGUAUCCCUUCGGGCUGAACUUAAGAAAGUGAAAACUGAGGCUGCAGCUGCUGUAGAUCAGCUUCAGGGAACUGAAUCUGAAGUUAAAGGUCUUCGCUCAAUGACACAGAGGAUGGUUUUAACACAAAGUGAAAUGGAAGAAGUUGUUCUUAAGCGGUGUUGGCUCGCACGUUAUUGGGGUUUAGCUGCACGACAUGGCAUUUGUGCAGAUAUUGCAGUGUCAAAGUACGAGUACUGGUCAUCUUUGGCACCUCUUCCUUUUGAAGUUGUUAUUUCUGCAGGGCAAAAAGCGAAAGAGGAAGGCUGGGAGAAAGGUGAUGAGAAUCCCGAGAGAAGGAGCAAACUUUUCGAGGACUUUGAUCUGACUGGAGAAGGGAAUAUAGAAAGUAUGCUUUCAGUUGAAAUGGGCUUGAAGGAACUUGUGUCAUUGAAGGUUGAGGAUGCCAUCGUGCUUGCACUGGCACAGCAGCGACGUGCAAAUGCAACUCGACUAUCCAAUUCAGAUAUCAAGUCACCUGGUGACCCAAAGUAUACGGAUGCAGUUGAACUGAGUCCAGAAGAGUCCGAAGAUGUUCUUUUCAAGGAGGCUUGGCUUACUUACUUUUGGAGAAGAGCCAAAGUCCAUGGUAUUGAAGAGGAGAUUGCCAAAGAGCGACUCCAAUUUUGGAUUAGCCGCAGUGGGCACUCACCAUCUACACAUGACUCUGUUGAUGUUGAGCAAGGUUUGAUGGAGCUGAGGAAACUGGCUAUUGAGCAUCGACUCUGGGAAGCGUCUCGCAAAGAAACCGAACAGGACUCUUCUACUUCUGCUGCACGAAAAUAGCCAAGCAAAUGAAAAUUCCCUCUUUGUAGCUACUGCCUCAGAUGUUUGUAUUGUCAUAUUUACUGAAACUCAGUCUUUUGUUACCAUCACACGAAAACACACUUUUGAGAAGUAAGUUAUGUAUACUUGUAUGUACCUGAAUGUACAUUAUUUUUUUACCCUUCAAAUCCUCAUCUUUAUUGAGAAGGAAUGUGUAUACGAAACUAUAUGUUAAAUGUUUAUGAGAUGCAGCAUUUCUUCAA